AUGAACAAUCUAUUAUUAAAGCAACAAAUGUAUCAAAAAAAUUCAAAAGAUCAGAAUAGUAUAACAAAAUUGAACAACACCUCAUCGAAUAGAGAUGGAGGUUAUCAGAGAAAUAGUAAUAUAGGAAAGAUCAAUAUGAAUAAUAUGCCAAAUAAUAAUAUUUAUAAUAAUUCCAAUAAUUUAAAUAAUGAUAACUAUUCAUUAGGUUUAUUUAUUGAUAACCCUCAAAAUGCAUUUGUCUUUGAUGAAAAAGAUUUAAAAACUUUGUUUUCUUACUAUAAAGGAGCAAAAAAUAUAAGAAUAUUAAAUGAUAAAGCAGCAGCACAAAUAACUUUUUAUGAUCAAAAUAUGAUACAACAAGUAAAAAAAGAUAUUAAUGGGUUAACGAUAAAUGAUAUUGGUACUAUUAGAUGUAUUAUAUUAAAUGAGGGAAAGGUUAUCGAACAAUUUCUUCCUUUUUCAGCAAAUGAUCCUGCACACUUACAGAAUUCUAAUUUAUACUCUAAUAACGAAAAUACAGUUAAUAUGCUAAAAAAAUUGGCUAGCUUAUUACAACCACAAAAUAAUACUAAUAUAAAAAAGAAAAAUGAUAUGAAUCAAUUAACAAAAAAUCAGGUGAAUAACAAAAUUAACCAUACGAAUUAUAGCAAUUCAAACAGUAAUUUUAAUCCUAUACAUAAUAAAAAUGACCAAAAUGAAAAUCCAUAUGCUAAUAAAAGAUUAAGUAGAAUAGAAUUAAUUGAUAUUUUUGGUUUUCCUUCCGAGUUUGAUGUAAUGAAAAAAAUUUUAGGUAAAAACAAUUCAAAUAUAACUUAUAUAAAUGAUCAAACAAAUAACAAUGUAAAAAUAGAAAUAAAAGGGAAACCAAUAAAUGAGGCACCUGUUGUUGAACGAAUGCAUAUAUCUGUAUUAUCAGAUGACAUACCUUCGUAUAAAAAAGGAAUUGAAUUAAUCAUAAAAUUGUUAAAUUCUAUUUUUAAGGAAUUUUGCGAUUUUUGCUUUGAAAAAAAAUAUCCAGUACCGGAAAAUUUAGCAUUUAAGAGGCAUGAAUAUACUUAUAAUCCAGAUGGAACUACGAAAUACUUAGGUUAUAAAGAAAAUUCGCAUAUAUUAAAAGAAAAUUGCAAAAAUGAUUAUAUGUAUAAAAAAAACAAAAACAUACCAAAGAAUGAAAAAGACAAAAGAAUUCCUAACAAUACUUUUAAUAUGUAUUCGAACUCCAAUCUUCAGUAUAAUAACCAAAAUGUGAUCUCAGGAGACUUUAAGGAAAUAAACUAUAAAGAAUCUAAUCAAGGAAAUUUUCGUAAUAUUAAAUUAAAUAGAACGAGAGAUUAA
Messenger RNA from Plasmodium relictum, 1335 nucleotides. RefSeq names its product conserved Plasmodium protein, unknown function. The transcript has 2 exons. Gene Ontology annotation, molecular function: RNA binding. NCBI's taxonomy places the organism in Eukaryota, Apicomplexa, Aconoidasida, Haemosporida, Plasmodiidae. The coding region runs from base 1 to 1335 and encodes 444 amino acids. The record is from RefSeq and is a predicted model, not a curated record.